AUGACAGCCACCACUACAACACAAUUCAAUGCGCUUCUAUUAGAUAUUGAAGGCACUAUUACCAGUAUUUCCUUUGUCAAGGACGAGUUAUUCCCUUACGCGUUCGAGAAUGUUGGAAAAUAUCUGGAAGAGCACUACCACAAACCGGCUACUCAAAUAAUUCUUGAAGAUCUCCGACUCGUGGCCGAGCAACAAGCCCAAAAUGAUUUGGCCGUUGUGAGAAUCCGUGAGCCGAAAAAAGAAUGCAUUGAAGAUGUGACAAAAAAUGUGCGACAUUGGAUCAAACGAGACAAGAAGUUGACACCAAUGAAGGCUCUCCAGGGACUAAUUUGGGAGGAAGCAUACCAGAAAGGAGAAGUCAAAGGACAUGUGUAUCCCGAUGUUCUCCCAAUUCUCAAAAUUGUUGAGAAUAGAAAGAUUCCCAUCUACAUUUAUUCCUCUGGUUCUGUUCAUGCACAGAAACUCUUGUUCGCAAAUUCUGUUGAAGGAGAUAUGACGAAGAUUCUAUAUGGCUACUUUGACACCAACAUUGGUUUGAAAGGCGAGAGUGCUUCAUAUACAAAAAUCAGUGCUGAGAUCGGAGUGCCCGAGAAAGAUAUUCUUUUCUUGACUGACGUUGAAGCGGAAGCAGCUGCAGCGAACAAGGCGGGACUCCAGACACGAUUGGUUAUCCGUCCAGGCAACGCAAGUCUCACCCAAGAAGCUAAAAAUGCGUAUGGAACCAUCGAAUCAUUGGAAGAAAUUCUGUAA
This is a messenger RNA of Caenorhabditis remanei, 750 nucleotides long. RefSeq lists its product as uncharacterized. Bases 1 to 750 code for a protein of 249 amino acids. Gene Ontology annotation, molecular function: magnesium ion binding; acireductone synthase activity. The transcript is spliced from 6 exons. Lineage: Eukaryota; Metazoa; Nematoda; Chromadorea; Rhabditida; Rhabditidae. The record is from RefSeq and is a predicted model, not a curated record.